CCCCAAUGGAACAAACCCCGAUUCAUCACAGUAACUUCCUGCCCCAUUUCUCCCUCAGGAAAUGGAGCGACGGAGCACAGAAUCUGAUUCUGUACGUCUUCUAGGACUAUCCCAAGACCUUCUCCGUUACCGCAACUUCUCGUCCUCCCGCAGGUACGCUCUCCAAGCUCUACUCUCCCACCCUAACCUCCGUUGGCCUCACCAAAUACUUGCCAUCCUCCACGUCCUCAUUGCCGCCGAUCACCCCAUCAACCCCCACCUCCCCGACUGGUACUCCAUCCUCCAACUCCACCCCCUAUCCGACAAUACACCCCUCAUUCGGAAACAGUUCGACAAACUCUCCCUCCUCCUCAAUCCACUCACCAACCACUUCCCCUUCUCCCAAGACGCCUUCACCCUCGUCCGCGACGCCUGGUCCCUCCUCUCCCGCCCCGAUAGAAAGUCUCUCUACGAUCGCCGACUGGCUCAGCACUCUUCCAAGAUGGAGGAUAAUGGUGAUACGUUCUGGACUCUCUGUCCUUAUUGUUAUUGUCUGUUUCAGUACUAUAGGGUUUAUGAGGACUGUUGUUUGAGGUGUCAGAAUUGUACGAGGGCGUUUCAGGCGGUGAUGAUUCCCUCGCCGCCCAAAGCUGUGGAAGGGACUGAUCACUACUGUUGUUUUGGGUUUUUUCCCUUAGGGUUUUCGGGAAAUGUGGAUGAACCUAAGAGUGAUUUUGUCGAUAUAUCUGAUAAAAGCGAGGAUUCAUCUGGAGAACUUGGGCGUAAAAAGAAAGGAAAUGCCAUAAAUCUAGACAGUGAGAAGCCAAAAGAGGAGGAAGUGGAGAAGGGAGGUGACCGCACUGUUGACAACAUAAAAACCGGUGAUGGAGAUGGAGAUGGAGAUGGAGAAUUUGGGGUUACAGGGAAAAGAAGAGUCAUGAAUGUGGAAAGGGCGAAGCCAGAAGAAGAGGAAGUGAGGAAGGGAAGCGACAGCAUUGGUGAAAAGGUGAAAACUAGUGAAGAUGGGUUUCUAUCGCCAAAUGUCACCAAAAGACCCAUGAAGAGGAAGUCUGUGGCAAAGAACACAAAGAAGUUGAUGGGAACCGGGAAACGAGGUAGGAGAUAUCAAAAUAUAAUAUUUGCCAUGGGAACUGACAAACCGAACUGCAACGUGAAAGCAGGGAGUGGGGUUGAAGAGGGUGGUGCUGGAAUGGUUGGAGGACUUGGGUCAGGAAGUUCAGGUGUUUGUGUUUUUGCUGGGCGCGAGUUGUGUGAGGAAGAUGAUGACAUCCCUGUGGGUGUGCCCAUCUCUUGUGAUGGCUGGAAUGGAAACUUCAAAUCUUUUUAGGUAGCUGUGACUGAUGAACUCAGGUCGACAAUCCUGCCCCCCAGGUGGACUACAUUAAUAGUGUGAACCUUGUUGCAAAAUGUUGAUGAAGGAAUUAACUGAUCAUGGCUCCUUCAUCAAGACCCAAUUUGUGAAAUCUUGGUUUACUCAUUGAAUCUUUUUCUUUCAUUUAUGGGACCAUUGGUUCUUCGGUUCUUUUGCUCAGGAGCCUCAUCAUCUUGAUGAUUUAAUGUACUUGAUAAUAGUGUUUUAGCUUAGGAUCAUAUAUUUUUUUAUGGUUCUGAUGCUUAUCUCUGCUAAUGACAAAUAUACCACCUGGGAAUCAUAGCUGCUUUAUUAGAUUCCAUUUUGAUUGGAAGACACUUU
Vitis vinifera (wine grape) is the source of this 1693-nucleotide messenger RNA. RefSeq lists its product as uncharacterized. The transcript has 2 exons. NCBI's taxonomy places the organism in Eukaryota, Viridiplantae, Streptophyta, Magnoliopsida, Vitales, Vitaceae. Bases 62 to 1327 code for a protein of 421 amino acids. The record is from RefSeq and is a predicted model, not a curated record.